CACGGAAACAACCAUCCAAACAGUGGGUAAUAAUUCCAACCUCCUCUGUACCUUCCCGCAUUCCUAUUUCGAUCCCAAGUAACAACAGAGGCUAUCCACACUCCACAAUCUGCCAGAUUUGUGAAACCCAUUUUUCUACUUGUACUAGAUAAUCAUUGGGCGGAUUACAUCAACAGAAGAGUAAAAGAGAUUUCGAGUUUUUUUUUUGUUGAUCAGGCGACAACCAGAUUUAAACUGGGGAAAAAAGGAUUUCCAGAGAAGUGAACACCCAUUCAGUUAUACGGGCAACAUCAUUUACAUAGACAUCCACAGUGAUUGGCACUGCUUCUUUUUGUAUGGGGUACUAAUUUAUUGUUAUUCCCUGUUAAUAUGAGAAUAAAAGGGUAAAUCAAGUAGCUGUAAAUAUGGGUAUGGCGAAAUAUAGUUGUGGGGCAUUGGCUAAUACUCAGAAACAGCAUUUCUUGUUUAGCUGUUGGUCAAGGCGACCCAUCUCAUGUACCACACUUUGUGGGUUAAUGUUGUUUGCCUUAGGAUUGAUAUCUCUCUUUACCGGACACGUGGCGUCCAAUCUUGAGUUGUACUCUCACAGUUUCGGCAGAGGUGCUUGGUUCUACAAACAGGAUGGAGGUACGCCAAUUGAUAUUUGGAAGUCAAGGUAUUCAACUUCUUACUAUGGAUGCAGUGAGAGAGGCCCUCGUUUUGCUUCUGCUGUGAGUGUGCGUUCUUCAAAUGGAUAUCUACUUAUUGCAACUAGCGGAGGACUCAACCAACAAAGGACUGGAAUAACUGAUGCUGUAGUUGUUGCGCGAAUUCUUAACGCCACUUUAGUUGUACCUGAGUUGGAUCAUAAUUCAUUUUGGAAGGAUGAUAGUGAUUUUGUCAACAUCUUUGAUGUUAAAUGGUUCAUCUCUUACCUUGCAAAGGAUGUCACUGUUGUUAAAAGAGUUCCAGAGAAGGUCAUGAGGUCAAUGGGAAAACCUCCAUAUACCAUGCGUGUUCCUAGAAAAUCAGAACCUGAAUAUUACUUGGACCAAGUAUUGCCAGUACUCUUAAGGAGGCGUGUUCUUCAGUUGACAAAAUUUGAUUAUCGGCUUGCUAAUGACCUUGAUGAAGAGCUACAAAAGUUACGUUGCCGUGUGAAUUAUCAUGCAUUAAGAUUCACUAAGCCCAUAAGGAAUUUUGGUCAGAAACUUGUAGUGCGUAUGCGAAAGAUGGCAAGACGUUUCAUUGCAGUUCAUUUGAGGUUUGAACCUGAUAUGCUAGCAUUUUCCGGGUGCUAUUACGGCGGGGGUGAUAAGGAAAGAUACGAAUUGGGUGAGAUAAGAAAAAGAUGGGCUACUUUACCUGAGCUGAGCCCCGAUGAAGAGCGAACACGAGGAAGAUGCCCCCUGACACCCCAUGAAGUUGGGCUUAUGCUGCGGGCACUUGGCUUCAAAAAUGACACAUACCUUUAUGUUGCAUCUGGUGAAGUAUAUGGUGGAGAAAAAACUCUGCAGCCUCUAAAAGAGCUGUUUCCAAACUUCUAUACCAAAGAGAUAGUUGCUGGUGAUGAGCUGAAACCUUUUCUUCCCUACUCUUCUCGUCUUGCAGCAAUUGACUACAUUGUAUGUGAUGAAAGUGAUGUCUUUGUCACCAACAAUAAUGGGAACAUGGCUAAGAUCCUUGCUGGUAGUAGGAGGUACAUGGGGCACAAGAGGACUAUCAGACCAAAUGCCAAAAGACUCAGUGCUUUAUUCAUGGCUCGAAAUAAGAUGGACUGGGACACAUUCUCUAGAAAGGUUAAAUCAUGCCAAAGUGGAUUCAUGGGAGAACCUGAGGAAAUGAGACCGGGACGUGGAGAGUUUCAUGAAUUUCCAUCCUCGUGUAUCUGUAAGACACCAUUCAAUCAUUCAAAUUUCAUAGACAAAUACAACAAUCAUACUUCCGGUGGGAAUCCAACUCUCCCGGAUUCAAGAUAUAGGUACAUACACAAUAGCAGUGACCUUGAUGAGAAGAGCUUGCAAAAACUGUAUUAGUAGAGGAAAUUUGACAGGACAUAUGACUGUAUUAGAAGAGACCCCCUGGGCCCGGGGAAUUGGUUCAGUGGUAAAGACGCAACACGUGAUGUGUGGGUUAAAUGCACAUCAUGGUCUCAUGGACACGGACCAUGCCAUGCAAAAAACCUAGUAUUUAUAUUGGGAGGAGGGUAGAGGGGAAGGGAGUAUAAGACCUGUGCGCGAAGUGGAGUCAGGCCAGAAUUUUUGUGUUAGAGAGACUGAGCAUGAUAAUCCUUAAUCUGACUAUAUGAGUUACUCGGGGAAGUGUUGUACCAUUGUCAUAUUGACGUUGUAUGCGGGUGCCUUCGUUUGGCAGAACUUGAGGGGCUGAAGCCCUGCACUUGACACUGUCAAUUGUCAAGAUAUGUUUUUUGGUUCACCGCUGUUUUUUCUAGAAAGCGGAUUCUGAUGUGCUACAAUUGUUAAUAUACUUUUCUGUAAGAUAUGUAUACAGCAAAGAAGAGAAAGAAAAAGAAACUGUGAUCUCCUCCAUUGAUAAUAAAUCUUAUUCUCUGCAGUUA
Molecule: messenger RNA, 2557 nt
Organism: Lycium barbarum (goji berry)
Lineage: Eukaryota; Viridiplantae; Streptophyta; Magnoliopsida; Solanales; Solanaceae
Product: O-fucosyltransferase 29-like
Exons: 9
Coding region: 405-2015 (536 amino acids)
Source: RefSeq, a predicted model, not a curated record